Molecule: messenger RNA, 198 nt
Organism: Macroventuria anomochaeta
Lineage: Eukaryota; Fungi; Ascomycota; Dothideomycetes; Pleosporales; Didymellaceae
Exons: 1
Biological process (GO): RNA splicing
Cellular component (GO): precatalytic spliceosome
Source: RefSeq, a predicted model, not a curated record
AUGAAAGAGGAGCGUGUCCGGCCUGAGGGCAUGGACGACGAGACAUGGGAGAUGGCGCAGGUGAUGGGGUUCGCGGGGUUCAAGAGCACGAAGAAUACAAAGGUGCCGGGGAACGAUAAGAAUUUUGGGGUCAGGAAGGAUAAGCAGAUGGAGGCUAGACAGUAUAUGAAUAGGCAGGGUGGAUUCAAUAGGCCGUUG